This is a messenger RNA of Chara braunii, 537 nucleotides long. The record is from the annotation of a GenBank genome assembly. NCBI's taxonomy places the organism in Eukaryota, Viridiplantae, Streptophyta, Charophyceae, Charales, Characeae.
CCAUUUGUCUGCUGUCUCUUCUCUUUGGAUGACAGACUUGACAAAAAAAAAAAAAAAAAAGGUGUAGUGUGCUUGACGACGAGGUUCUGCGUGUCUGUAUAGUGCAGGGUUUACCUGAGGAAGGCGGCCUCUGAGGCAUUUACAAGAAUGAGAGAUGAAGCUCGCAAAGAUGGAGUUUACCUGGUUCCUCUUUCUGGGUUUCGAUCGAUUCAAGAGCAGGAGGAGCUUUUCUUCGGGACUAUGUCAUCGAGAAAUCAGGGCCCAAUUGAACGAGCGAAGGUCUCAGCUCCCCCCGGUUACAGCGAACACCACACAGGAUAUGUGCUCGAUAUUGGUGACGGCAGAGCAUCCUACACACAUCUAGAAGAGGGGAAACAGGCAGAGGGUGUAGAAGAGUUAUCAGCACUCUCUACAGCAAGAGAAGCUGAAGUCAUUUGCAGGCCCCUCCAAGGAGGGUGAAUCUAACCAACAGCCUGCUUUUGGAGCUCGAACUGAUGCUGAAUCGAAGGUUGCUGCAGUUGAAAUACUUUACACCGA